AUGAUUCCUGCCAGAUUUGCCAGAGUACUGCUUGCUGUGGCCCUCGUCUUGCCAGGGACCCUUUGUGCAGAAGGGACUCGCGGCAGGUCAUCCAUGGCCCGAUGCAGCCUCUUCGGAAGUGACUUCAUCAACACCUUUGAUGGGAGCAUGUACAGCUUUGCGGGAUACUGCAGUUACCUCUUGGCAGGGGACUGCCAGAAACGUUCCUUUUCGAUUAUUGGGGACUUCCAGAGUGGCAAGAGAGUGAGCCUCUCCGUGUAUCUUGGGGAAUUUUUUGACAUCCAUUUGUUUGUCAAUGGUACUGUGACACAGGGGGACAAAAGAGUCUCCAUGCCCUAUGCCUCCAAAGGGCUGUAUCUAGAAACUGAGGCUGGGUACUACAAGCUGUCCGGUGAGGCCUACGGCUUUGUGGCCAGGAUUGAUGGCAGUGGCAACUUUCAAGUCCUGCUGUCAGACAGAUACUUCAACAAGACCUGCGGGCUAUGUGGCAACUUUAACAUCUUUGCUGAAGAUGACUUUAUGACCCAAGAAGGGACCGUGACCUCAGACCCCUAUGACUUUGCCAACUCAUGGGCUCUGAGCAGUGGAGAACAGUGGUGUGAACGGGCAUCUCCUCCCAGCAGCUCGUGCAACAUCUCCUCUGGGGAAAUGCAGAAGGGCCUGUGGGAGCAGUGCCAGCUUCUGAAGAGCACUUCGGUGUUUGCCCGCUGCCACCCUCUGGUGGACCCCGAGCCUUUCGUGGCCCUGUGUGAGAAGACUUCGUGUGAGUGUGCUGGGGGACUGGAGUGCACAUGCCCUGCCUUCCUGGAGUAUGCCCGGACCUGUGCCCAGGAGGGAAUGGUGCUAUAUGGCUGGACCGACCACAGCGCGUGCAGCCCAGUGUGCCCUGCGGGUAUGGAGUAUAAGCAGUGUGUGUCCCCUUGCGCCAGGACCUGUCAGAGCCUGCACGUCAAUGAAGUAUGUCAGGAGCGAUGCAUGGAUGGCUGCAGCUGCCCUGAGGGACAGCUCCUCGAUGAAGGCCUCUGCGUGGAGAGCACCGAGUGUCCCUGCAUGCAUUCCGGAAAGCGCUACCCUCCCAGUGCCUCCCUCUCUCGAGACUGCAACACCUGCAUUUGCCGAAACAGCCAGUGGAUCUGCAGCAAUGAAGAAUGUCCAGGGGAGUGCCUCGUCACGGGCCAAUCCCACUUCAAGAGCUUUGACAACAGAUACUUCACCUUCAGUGGGAUCUGCCAGUACCUGCUGGCCUGGGAUUGCCAGGACCACUCCUUCUCCAUUGUCAUUGAGACUGUCCAGUGUGCUGACGACCCCGAUGCUGUGUGCACCCGCUCCGUCACCGUUCGGCUGCCUGGCCUGCACCACAGCCUCGUGAAGAUGAAGCAUGGGGGAGGAGUUGCCAUGGAUGGCCAGGACGUCCAGCUCCCCCUCCUGAAAGGUGACCUCCGCAUCCAGCAUUCAGUGACGGCCUCCGUGCGCCUCAGCUACGGAGAGGACCUGCAGAUGGACUGGGACGGCCGCGGGAGGCUGCUGGUGAAGCUGUCCCCCGUCUACGCCGGGAAGACCUGUGGCCUGUGUGGCAAUUACAAUGGCAACCAGGGCGACGACUUCCUUACUCCCUCUGGGCUGGCGGAGCCCCGCGUGGAGGACUUCGGGAACGCCUGGAAGCUGCACGGGGACUGCCAGGACCUGCAGAAGCAGCACAGCGAUCCCUGCGCCCUCAACCCGCGCAUGACCAGGUUCUCAGAGGAGGCAUGCGCGGUCCUGACGUCCCCCACGUUCGAGGCCUGCCACCGUGCCGUCAGCCCGCUGCCCUACCUGCGGAACUGCCGCUACGACGUGUGCUCCUGCUCGGACGGUCGCGAGUGCCUGUGCGGCGCCCUGGCCAGCUAUGCCGCGGCCUGCGCGGGGAAAGGCGUGCGCGUCGCGUGGCGUGAGGCUGGCCGCUGCGAGCUGAAAUGCCCGAAAGGCCAGGUGUACCUGCAGUGCGGGAACCCCUGCAACCUGACCUGCCGCGCGCUCUCUUACCCGGAUGAGGAAUGCAAUGAGGCCUGCCUGGAGGGCUGCUUCUGCCCCCCAGGGCUCUACAUGGAUGAGAUGGGGGAUUGCGUACCCAAGGCUCAGUGCCCUUGUUACUAUGAUGGUGAGAUCUUCCAGCCGGAAGACAUCUUCUCAGAUCAUCACACCAUGUGCUACUGUGAGGAUGGCUUCAUGCACUGCACCAUGAGUGGAGUCCCCGGAAGCUUGCUGCCCGACGCUGUCCUCAGCAGUCCCCUGUCUCACCGCAGCAAAAGGAGCCUAUCCUGUCGGCCCCCCAUGGUCAAGCUGGUGUGUCCCGCUGACAACCCGCGUGCUGAAGGACUCGAGUGUGCCAAGACAUGCCAGAACUACGACCUGGAGUGCAUGAGCAUGGGCUGUGUCUCUGGCUGUCUCUGCCCCCCGGGCAUGGUCCGGCAUGAAAACAGAUGUGUGGCCCUGGAAAGGUGUCCCUGCUUCCAUCAGGGCAAGGAGUAUGCCCCCGGAGAAGCAGUGAAGAUUGACUGCAAUACUUGUGUCUGUCGGGACCGGAAGUGGAACUGCACAGACCACGUGUGUGACGCCACGUGCUCCACGAUUGGCAUGGCCCACUACCUCACCUUCGACGGGCUCAAAUACAUGUUCCCCGGGGAGUGCCAGUACGUUCUGGUGCAGGAUUACUGCGGCAGUAACCCUGGGACCUUUCGGAUCCUGGUGGGGAAUGAGGGAUGCAGCCACCCCUCAGUGAAAUGCAAGAAACAUGUCACCAUCCUGGUGGAGGGAGGAGAGAUUGAGCUGUUCGAUGGGGAGGUGAAUGUGAAGAGGCCCAUGAAGGAUGAGACUCACUUUGAGGUGGUGGAGUCUGGCCGGUACAUCAUUCUGCUGUUGGGCAAAGCCCUCUCCGUGGUCUGGGACCACCACCUGAGCAUCUCCGUGGUCCUGAAGCAGACAUACCAGGAGAAAGUGUGUGGCCUGUGUGGGAAUUUUGAUGGCGUCCAGAACAAUGACCUCACCAGCAGCAACCUUCAAGUGGAGGAAGACCCUGUGGAGUUUGGGAACUCCUGGAAAGUGAGCUCGCAGUGUGCUGACACCAGAAAAGUACCUCUGGACUCAUCCCCUGCCACCUGCCAUAACAACCUCAUGAAGCAGACGAUGGUGGAUUCCUCCUGUAGAAUCCUUACCAGUGACGUCUUCCAGGACUGCAACAAGCUGGUGGACCCUGAGCCAUUCCUGGAUGUCUGCAUAUAUGACACCUGCUCCUGUGAGUCCACUGGGGACUGCGCCUGCUUCUGCGACACCGUUGCUGCCUAUGCCCACGUGUGUGCCCAGCACGGCAAGGUGGUGACCUGGAGGACAGCCACAUUGUGCCCCCAGAGCUGCGAGGAGAGGAAUCUCCGGGAAAACGGGUAUGAGUGUGAGUGGCGCUAUAACAGCUGUGCACCUGCCUGUCGAGUCACGUGCCAGCACCCCGAGCCGCUGGCCUGCCCUGUGCAGUGUGUGGAGGGCUGCCAUGCCCACUGCCCUCCAGGGAAAAUCCUGGAUGAGCUUUUGCAGACUUGCGUCAGCCCCGAAGACUGUCCGGUGUGUGAGGCGGCUGGCCGGCGUUUUGCCUCAGGAAAGAAAGUCACCUUGAAUCCCAGCGACCCUGAGCACUGCCAGAUUUGCCACUGUGAUGGUGUCAACUUCACUUGUGAAGCCUGCGAGGAGCCGAGAGGCCUUGUGGUGCCUCCCACAGAUGCCCCGGUGAGCCCCACCACUCCGUAUGUGGAGGACAUCUCAGAAGCGCCCUUGCACGAUUUCUACUGCAGCAGGCUACUGGACCUGGUCUUCCUGCUGGAUGGCUCCUCCAGGCUGUCCGAGGCUGAGUUUGAAGUGCUGAAGGCCUUUGUGGUGGACAUGAUGGAGCGGCUGCGCAUCUCCCAGAAGUGGGUCCGCGUGGCCGUCGUGGAGUACCACGAUGGCUCCCACGCCUACAUCGGGCUCAAGGACCGGAAACGACCGUCAGAGCUGCGGCGCAUUGCCAGCCAGGUGAAGUAUGCGGGCAGCCAGGUGGCCUCCACCAGUGAGGUCUUGAAAUACACCCUGUUCCAAAUCUUUGGCAAGAUCGACCGCCCUGAAGCCUCCCGCAUCGUCCUGCUCCUGAUGGCCAGCCAGGAGCCCCAACGGAUGUCCCGGAACUUUGUCCGCUACGUCCAGGGCCUGAAGAAGAAGAAGGUCAUCAUAAUCCCGGUGGGCAUUGGGCCCCAUGCCAACCUCAAACAGAUCCGCCUUGUUGAGAAGCAGUCCCCUGAGAACAAGGCCUUCGUGCUGAGCGGUGUGGAUGAGCUGGAGCAGCAAAGGGAUGAGAUUGUUAGCUACCUCUGUGACCUUGCCCCUGAAGCCCCUCCUCCUACUCUGGCCCCCGACAUGGCACAAGUCACUGUGGGCCCAGGGCUCUUGGGGGUUUCGACCCUGGGGCUCAAGAGGAACUCCAUGGUUCUGGAUGUGGCAUUUGUCCUGGAAGGAUCGGACAACAUUGGUGAAGCCGACUUCAACAGGAGCAAGGAGUUCAUGGAGGAGGUGAUUCAGCGGAUGGAUGUGGGCCAGGACGGCAUCCACGUCACGGUACUGCAGUACUCCUAUACGGUGGCGGUGGAGUACCCCUUCAGCGAGGCACAGUCCAAAGGGGACAUCCUGCAGCGGGUGCGAGAGAUCCGCUACCAGGGCGGCAACAGGACCAACACGGGGCUGGCCCUGCAGUACCUCUCCGAGCACAGCUUCCUGGUCAGCCAGGGUGACCGGGAGCAGGCGCCCAACCUGGUCUACAUGGUCACUGGAAAUCCUGCCUCUGAUGAGAUCAAGAGGUUGCCUGGAGACAUCCAGGUGGUGCCCAUUGGAGUGGGCCCUCAUGCCAACGUGCAGGAACUGGAGAGGAUUGGCUGGCCCAAUGCCCCCAUCCUCAUCCAGGACUUUGAGACGCUCCCCCGAGAGGCUCCUGACCUGGUGCUGCAGAGCUGCUGCUCCGGAGAGGGGCUGAAGAUCCCCACCCUCUCCCCUCCCCCUGACUGCAGCCAGCCCCUGGAUGUGAUCCUUCUCCUGGAUGGCUCCUCCAGUUUCCCAGCUUCUUAUUUUGAUGAAAUGAAGAGUUUUGCCAAGGCUUUCAUUUCAAAAGCCAAUAUAGGGCCUCAUCUCACUCAGGUGUCUGUGCUGCAGUAUGGAAGCAUCACCAACAUUGACGUGCCGUGGAAUGUGGCCCUGGAGAAAGCCCAUUUGCUGAGCCUUGUGGACGUCAUGCAGCGGGAGGGAGGCCCCAGCCAAAUCGGGGAUGCUUUGGGCUUUGCUGUGCGAUACUUGACUUCAGAAAUGCAUGGUGCCAGGCCGGGAGCCUCGAAGGCUGUGGUCAUCCUGGUCAUGGACGUCUCUGUGGAUUCGGUGGAUGCAGCAGCUGAUGCCGCCAGAUCCAACAGAGUGACAGUGUUCCCUAUUGGAAUUGGAGAUCGCUACGAUGCAGCCCAGCUAAGGAUCUUGGCAGGCCCAGCAGGUGACUCUAACGUGGUGAAGCUCCAGCGAAUCGAAGACCUCCCUACCAUGGUCACCUUGGGCAAUUCCUUCCUCCACAAACUGUGUUCUGGAUUUGUUAGGAUUUGCAUGGAUGAAGAUGGGAAUGAGAAGAGGCCUGGGGACGUCUGGACCUUGCCAGACCAGUGCCACACUGUGACUUGCCAGCCAGAUGGCCAGACCUUACUGAAGAGUCAUCGGGUCAACUGUGACCGGGGGCUGAGGCCUUCAUGCCCCAACAGCCAGUCCCCUGUUAAAGUGGAAGAGACCUGUGGCUGCCGCUGGACCUGUCCCUGCGUGUGCACAGGCAGCUCCACUCGGCACAUCGUGACCUUUGAUGGGCAGAAUUUCAAGCUGACUGGCAGCUGUUCUUACGUCCUAUUUCAAAACAAGGAGCAGGACCUGGAGGUGAUUCUCCAUAAUGGUGCCUGCAGCCCUGCAGCAAGGCAGGGCUGCAUGAAAUCCAUCGAGGUGAAGCACAGUGCCCUCUCUGUUGAGCUGCACAGUGACAUGGAGGUGACAGUGAAUGGGAGACUGGUCUCUGUUCCUUAUGUGGGUGGGAACAUGGAAGUCAACGUUUAUGGUGCCAUCAUGCAUGAGAUCAGAUUCAACCAUCUUGGCCACAUCUUCACGUUCACUCCUCAAAACAAUGAGUUCCAACUGCAACUCAGCCCCAAGACUUUUGCUUCAAAGACGUAUGGUCUCUGUGGGAUCUGUGAUGAGAAUGGAGCCAAUGACUUCAUGCUGAGGGAUGGUACAGUCACCACAGACUGGAAAGCACUUGUUCAGGAAUGGACUGUGCAGCGCCCAGGGCAGACAUGCCGGCCCAUUCUGGAAGAGCAGUGUCUUGUCCCCAACAGCUCCCAGUGCCAGGUCCUCCUCUCAGCACUGUUUGCUGAAUGCCACAAGGUCCUGGCUCCAGCCACAUUCUAUGCCAUCUGCCAGCAGGACAGUUGCCACCGGGAGCAAGUGUGUGAGGUGAUCGCCUCGUAUGCCCACCUCUGUCGGACCAAUGGGAUCUGCGUUGACUGGAGGACACCUGAUUUCUGUGCUAUGUCAUGCCCACCAUCCCUGGUCUACAACCCCUGUGAGCGUGGCUGUCCCCGGCACUGCGAUGGCAACGUGAGCUCCUGUGGGGACCAUCCCUCAGAAGGCUGUUUCUGUCCUCCAAAUAAAGUCAUGUUGGAAGGCAGCUGUGUCCCUGAAGAGGCCUGCACUCAGUGCAUUGGUGAGGAUGGAGUCCAGCACCAGUUCUUGGAAGCCUGGGUCCCGGACCACCAGCCCUGUCAGAUCUGCACAUGCCUCAGCGGGCGGAAGGCCAACUGCACAAUGCAGCCCUGCCCCACGGCCAAAGCUCCCACCUGCGGCCUGUGUGAAGUGGCCCGCCUCCGCCAGAAUGCAGACCAGUGCUGCCCCGAGUAUGAGUGCGUGUGUGAUCCGGAGAGCUGUGACCUGCCCCCAGUGCCUCACUGUGAAGGUGGCCUCCAGCCCACGCUGACCAACCCUGGCGAGUGCAGACCCAUCUUCACGUGCGCCUGCAGGAAGGAGGAGUGCAAAAGGGUGUCCCCACCCUCCUGCCCCCCGCACCGUUUGCCCACCCUUCGGAAGACCCAGUGCUGUGAUGAGUAUGAGUGUGCCUGCAACUGUGUCAACUCCACAGUGAGCUGUCCCCUUGGGUACUUGGCCUCAACCGCCACCAAUGACUGUGGCUGCACCACAACCACCUGCCUUCCCGACAAGGUGUGUGUCCACCGAAGCACCAUCUACCCGGUGGGCCAGUUCUGGGAGGAGGGCUGUGACGUGUGCACCUGCACUGACAUGGAGGAUGCUGUGAUGGGCCUCCGUGUGGUCCAGUGCUCCCAGAAGCCCUGUGAAGACAGCUGUCGGUCGGGCUUCACUUAUGUUCUGCAUGAAGGCGAGUGCUGUGGAAGGUGCCUGCCAUCGGCCUGUGAAGUGGUGACGGGCUCACCACGGGGGGACUCCCAGUCUUCCUGGAAGAGUGUCGGCUCCCACUGGGCCUCCCCGGAGAACCCCUGCCUCAUCAAUGAGUGUGUCCGAGUGAAGGAGGAGGUCUUUGUACAACAAAGGAACGUCUCCUGUCCCCAGCUGGAGGUCCCUGUCUGCCCCUCGGGCUUUCAGCUGAGCUGUAAGACCUCAGCGUGCUGCCCGAGCUGUCGCUGUGAGCCCGUGGAGGCCUGCAUGCUCAAUGGCACUAUGAUUGGGCCUGGGAAGAGUGUGAUGAUCGAUGCAUGCACGACCUGCCGCUGCACAGUGCAGGUGGGGAUCAUCUCUGGAUUCAAGCUGGAGUGCAGGAAGACCACCUGCAAUCCCUGCCCCCUGGGUUACAAGGAAGAAAAUAACACAGGAGAAUGUUGUGGGAGAUGUUUGCCUACAGCUUGCACCAUUCGGCUAAGAGGAGGACAGAUCCUGACACUGAAGCGUGAUGAGACGCUCCAGGAUGGCUGUGAUACUCACUUCUGCAAGGUCAAUGAGAGAGGAGAGUACUUCUGGGAGAAGAGGGUCACAGGCUGCCCGCCCUUUGAUGAACACAAGUGUCUGGCUGAGGGAGGUAAAAUUAUGAAAAUUCCGGGCACCUGCUGUGACACAUGUGAGCAGCCGGAGUGCAAUGACAUCACUGCCAGGCUGCAGUAUGUCAAAGUGGGAAGCUGUAAGUCCGAAGUAGAGGUGGAUAUCCACUACUGCCAGGGCAAAUGUGCCAGCAAAGCCAUGUACUCCAUUGACAUCAACGAUGUGCAGGACCAGUGCUCCUGCUGUUCUCCAACACGGACGGAGCCCAUGCAGGUGCCCCUGCACUGCACCAAUGGCUCUGUUGUGUACCACGAGGUUCUCAAUGCCAUGCAGUGCGAAUGUUCCCCCAGGAAGUGCAGCAAGUGAGGCUGCUGCAGCUGCAUGGGUGCCUGCUGCUGCCUGCCUUGGCCUGACAGGCCAGAGUGCUGCCAGUCCUCUGCAUGUUCUGCUCUUGUGCCUUUCUGGGCCCACAAUAAAGGCUGAGCUCUUAGCUUGCA
Molecule: messenger RNA, 8573 nt
Organism: Rhinopithecus roxellana (golden snub-nosed monkey)
Lineage: Eukaryota; Metazoa; Chordata; Mammalia; Primates; Cercopithecidae
Gene: VWF
Product: von Willebrand factor
Biological process (GO): cell-substrate adhesion; blood coagulation
Cellular component (GO): extracellular matrix
Molecular function (GO): protein binding
Source: RefSeq, a predicted model, not a curated record